AUGCCACCAAAGAAAGGAAAACACGGGGAAGAAGAAGCCAAACUUCUUCUAGGAAGACCGGGUAACAACUUGAAGUCGGGAAUCGUCGGUCUUGCCAAUGUUGGUAAGUCGACGUUUUUCCAGGCUGUGACCAGAUCUCCAUUGGGUAAUCCAGCCAAUUAUCCAUUUGCGACGAUUGAUCCAGAAGAGGCAAGAGUGAUUGUUCCAUCUACGAGAUUGGACAAGUUGUAUGAGAUGUACAAGCCACCAAAGAAGGUCCCUGCAUUUAUCACAGUGUAUGAUAUUGCUGGUUUAACAAAGGGAGCCAGUAAAGGAGAAGGAUUAGGUAAUGCAUUUUUAGCAAAUAUCCGAGCAGUCGAUGCCAUUUAUCAGGUGGUUCGAUGCUUUGAUGAUGCUGAGAUCACUCAUAUCGAAGGAGAUGUCAAUCCAGUUAGGGAUUUGGAUAUCAUCAGUAGCGAAUUGAGAUUGAAGGACAUUGAGUUUUCCAACAAGCACUUGGAGUCAGUUCUUAAGGUUGCCGAGCGAGGAGGACAAUCUUUAGAGGUGAAGAAGGCCAAAGAAGAGGUUGAGAUUGUCAAAAGAGUGAUUAAGCUAUUGGAAGAUGGACAGAGAGUGGCCAAUCGUGAAUGGAAUGCACGUGAAGUUGAGGUAAUCAAUUCGAUGCUUCUUUUGACUGCCAAGCCGUGCAUUUAUUUGGUCAAUUUGAGUGAAAGAGACUAUAUUCGUAAGAAGAACAAGUGGCUAUCAAAAAUCAAAGCAUGGGUGGAUGAGUACUCUACUGGAGAUGCCAUCAUUCCUUUGUCGAUCUGUCUUGAGGAAAGGUUGUCACACUUGGAGACAGAUGAAGAUAGAGAAGUUGAAGAGAAGAAGGUUGGAGCUAAGUCUGCACUUCCAAAGAUCAUUACAGCAAUGAGAAAGAACCUUCAUUUGAUCUCUUUCUUUACUGCGGGAGAGACUGAUGAAGUGAGAGAAUGGACAGUGAGAGAGGGGAUUAAGGCCCCUCAAGCAGCUGGUGUUAUUCAUACUGAUUUGAUGAGGACAUUUAUUUUGGCCAAUGUGAUGAAGUAUGAUGAUCUAGUUGAACUGGGUAGUGAAAGUAAUGUUAGAGCAGGUGGAAAGUUGUUACAGAAGGGUAAGGAUUAUGUUGUUGAGGAUGGGGAUGUGAUUUACUUCAAGGCAGCAGCGGGAAAGAGCUAG
Molecule: messenger RNA, 1197 nt
Organism: Brettanomyces nanus
Lineage: Eukaryota; Fungi; Ascomycota; Pichiomycetes; Pichiales; Pichiaceae
Gene: OLA1
Product: Obg-like ATPase
Exons: 1
Coding region: 1-1197 (398 amino acids)
Cellular component (GO): cytoplasm
Molecular function (GO): ATP binding; GTP binding; ATP hydrolysis activity
Source: RefSeq, a predicted model, not a curated record